AUGGCUCACCGAUAUGGCCCUAUCUUCAGUCUCCGGCUUGGAAGAAAGCUUCAUGUUGUGGUGAACUCGAUUGACCUUGUAAAGGUCGUGGCUCAUGACCUUGACCAGACGUUUGCUAAUCGCAGCCCGCCAAUCACAGCAUUGACCAUCACUUAUGGUGGGAACGAUAUUGUGUGGUCCAACAACAACAAACACUGGCGAAACAUGCGUCAACUAUUGGUUAGUCGUGUGUUGAGCAGUGCAAAUGUCAACUCAUGUCAGAGUUUUCGAACACAUGAAGUGAGAAAGGCUGUGAACGAAGUUUACACUAAGCUUGGUGAAAAGAUCGAUGUUAAUGAAAUUGCUUUCGUGACUGAGGUCAACGUGGUGACAAGCAUGUUAUGGGGUUGUAGCAAAUCUGGUGAAGCGAAGGAUUUUAGUGAUAUUGGAGAUGGGUUUCGAGAAGUUGAGUUCAAGAUCAUUGAGUUGAUAGGAGCGCUAAACAUCUCUGAUUUUCUUCCAAUGUUAUUGUGGUUUGAUCUACAAGGAAGGCAGCGAGAAAUGCAGAAGCAACUGGAAUAUGUUGAUCGGAUAUUUGAAAAGAUUAUCCAAGAAAGAAUCAAAGCGAACUCUAGUAAAAUCGUGGGAAUUGUUGACGAAGAUCGAAGGAAGGAUUUUGUGGAGAUGUUAGAGCUUAAAGAGCAGAAAGAUGCUACAAAGACAAUCAACAUCAUUCAAAUUAAGGCCAUGUUAAUAAACAUAGUGGUUGCGGCAACAGACUCAACAUCAACAAUGGUAGAAUGGGUGAUGGCAGAAAUUUUACAUAAUGAAGAUGUAAUGAGAAAGGUUCAGGAGGAAUUAACAAAGGUUAUUGGCAUGAACAUUGUUCAAGAAUCUCAUCUACCCAAAUUGACAUACUUGGAUGCAGUCAUCAAGGAGACAUUCAGGGUACACCCUCCACUUCCUCUCCUAAUUCAAAGAUGUCCAGACGAAUCCUGCAUGGUUGGUGGAUGCAACAUUCCAAAGGGUACUAUCGUCUAUGCGAACAUUUGGGCAAUCCAUCGGGAUCCCAAGAACUGGCCCAAUCCAUUGGAGUUCAAGCCCGAGAGAUUCUUGAACAGCAAAUGGGAUUACAAUGGAAAUAAUUUAACGUUUUUGCCAUUUGGAGUAGGGAGAAGAAUAUGUCCGGGAAUCUCCCUUGGGGAGAAGAUGUUGAUGUAUAUAUUAGCAUCGCUGUUGCAUUCGUUUGAGUGGAGUUUGCCAAAAGAUGAAGAGUUUGAGCUUUCUGAUGAGUUCGGACUUGUGACAAAGAAAAGGAAACCACUAAUAGCUAUACCCUCUCAAAGAUUAUCUGAUGCAAGCCUCUACUUAUGA
Molecule: messenger RNA, 1353 nt
Organism: Lactuca saligna
Lineage: Eukaryota; Viridiplantae; Streptophyta; Magnoliopsida; Asterales; Asteraceae
Source: the annotation of a GenBank genome assembly